Molecule: messenger RNA, 2851 nt
Organism: Cottoperca gobio
Lineage: Eukaryota; Metazoa; Chordata; Actinopteri; Perciformes; Bovichtidae
Product: inter-alpha-trypsin inhibitor heavy chain H3-like
Exons: 26
Coding region: 3-2729 (908 amino acids)
Source: RefSeq, a predicted model, not a curated record
UCAUGGAGAGAGCUGUGGUGCAAAUCACCCUCUUUGGGCUGUUGCUGGCUUUGGCUACCACACUACCAAACAAGGACAAUUGGGAUAUAUACAGCUUUCACAUCAACUCCACGGUGACCAGUCGUUAUGCAACCACUGUCAUCUCAAGCCGCAUGGCCAAUCGUAUGGACGAGUCAAAGGAAAUAGAAUUCCACGUCCGGAUUCCCAAGAACGCCUUCAUCAGUAAAUUUAGAAUGUUUAUAGAUGGAGAAGUGUACGAUGGUGUUGUGAAAGGUAAAGACAAAGCUCAGCAGCAGUACACCGAGGCUGUGUCCCGUGGCCAAAGCGCUGGAAUUGUCAGUUCUGUAGGGAGGACCCUGGAGGAAUUUAAGACCUCUGUGACUGUGGCUGCUCACAAAAAGGUCACCUUUGAACUCACAUAUGAGGAGCUGCUGAAACGCAGGCUUGGCAAGUACGAGCUGCAAAUCCACGCUCGACCCAUGCAGCCUGUCAAAGACUUCAAGAUUGAUGUGUUCAUUCACGAGAAAUCCGACAUCAAUUUCAUUGAGGUUAAAGGAGGACUAAGCACCAAUGUCCUGGCCAAUGCCAUCACCAAAACACAUGCAGACAAAAAGGCGUGGGUGUAUUUUUACCCAACAGAAGACCAGCAGAAAACGUGUGACAGCUGUGGAGAGCAGGGUAUGAAUGGAGAUCUGGUUAUUGUUUAUGAUGUCAAAAGGGACAGCUCCAUGGGAGACAUCAAGACUUCAGUGGGAUACUUUGUUCAUCACUUUGCUCCAUCUAGUCUUGCCCGCAUAUCAAAAAAUGUCGUCUUCGUUAUUGAUCAAAGUGGCUCAAUGCACGGCAAAAAAAUGCAACAGACCCGAACAGCAUUAAUCCACAUCUUGAACGACCUGGCAGAGGAUGAUCACUUUGGUCUUAUCACUUUUGAUAGCAGCAUUUUUCACUGGAAACGAGAACUUGUUCAGGCCAACAAGGAAAACCUAGAGAGCGCCAAGACAUUUUCACGGGAAAUUAGAGAGAGAGGAUCCACAGACAUUAAUGGAGCAGUGUUGGAAGGAGCACGUAUGCUGAAUGCACAUCCCAGGGAAGGUUCAGCGUCUAUCCUCAUACUUCUCACUGAUGGAGACCCAAACUCAGGGGUGACAAAUCUGGAAGUAAUCCAGUCAAAUGUCAGACAUGCUAUUGCAAACAAAUUCCCUCUCUACUGUCUCGGUUUUGGUUUUGAUGUCAAGUUUGAGUUCCUUGAGACGAUGUCACUGCAAAACAAUGGUGUGGCACGACGGAUUUAUGAAGACUCUGACGCUGCCUUACAGCUGAAGGGUUUCUAUGAAGAGGUGGCCACUCCUCUGUUAAUAGAUGUGACAAUGACCUAUAAUGGUGGGACCAAUCUAACUCAGACUAACUUCAGCCAGUAUUAUAAUGGCUCCGAGAUUGUGGUGGCCGGUCAAAUCACUGACAACAACAUUGAAACCUUCACUCCACAAGUUGUGGCCAUUUCGAGGAGUAGAAAGGUGACGUUUUCUGACACAAACUCCACCGUGGAGUCCACUGGAACAGAGUCUGAUGACCACAUCCAGAGGGUUUGGGCCUACCUCACAGUCAAACAGCUUCUGGAGAAAGAGCUGCUGUUAUCUGGACCUGAGAAGGAAAACGUGAAGAAAGAGGCUUUGGAGCUGUCGCUGAAGUACAGCUUUGUGACCCCACUCACAUCCAUGGUGGUCACCAAGCCUCAGGGCGAGGACACAGAUGUGCUCCUUAAACCCAAGGAAGGUGAAGCGCCACAGGACCGGCGGUCUUUUGGAGGGCAUGGUCAUGUGCAUGGUCAUAUGCAUGGUCAACACUUUACAAGAGUUGUGGAUCUAAUCUCCGGGGGAUCAGGUUCUGCAGCAAGCCGUACUAUGCCAGCUCACCCGGGUAUGUCAGCUCACCCGGGUAUGUCAGUGCAUGGUUCUGUUAUUCAUGAUAUCACCGAAGCUCACCCGGGUAUGUCAGGUGUUAUAGAGCAUGAUUCUGAUAUUCAUGUUUUCACCGAAGAUUUAAUUCUUGACUACGAUUUUGCAACCCAAGUUUCACCCACCAUUGUGCCAGAAAGAGAAACUAAUGUUCCUCUUUCCCACAGGUUUUUGAUCAAAACUGAGAAUCUCUCACUUCCACUAUGCUUUGAUGUCACUGGAGAUGUUCGCCUUAAACUACUUCAUCAUCCCAACAGGGAGCUGUCUGUGAAUGGUCAGCUUGAUUCAGUAACAUUUGGAGGCUUCCAAAGGAUUGUCAUCCACUUCAAGACUGACCUAAGUGUUGAGGUUGCAACCAAUGAAAUCACUGUACGAGAGGGACAGUCAAUGUCACGCCACAGUGGACAGACUUACUUUACAAAUGGAAGAUUGACAGUGAUUAGGCGGGACCAGGAAAUCGAUGUUGCAGAUGGAGACACACGCAUAGUCAUCUUAAUUCAUGUGAAGGAUGGCGAAGAAUUCCUCUGGCCGGUUUUAAGACAGCAGCCAUCAGACAACACUGAAGGAAUUCUAGCUCUAAAGCCAGCAGUUUAUGAGGAAGUGCAACAAACUCCCUCCACAAAACUUAAGAUCAAAGACCUGGAGAUUGACGUUACCAGGGCCAAUGCUGUUGACUACAGUAUUGUCUCUCCCCCGACAAUUGACUGCUGGCUCAUGUCUGCUGAGUUUGCUCUGCAGAGAAGCUUGGAUGACUUCAUUGCUACACAACUGUAACUGGGAACCGUGUUGAAUCACUUGCAAAGAUUUCAUUUAAAAGAAAAAUAAGUCAAGCACAAGCUGAUUCAUUAUGGAUAAAGUCUUUCCACCUGUUACUAACAUACACAAAUAAAUAAUAA